Molecule: messenger RNA, 459 nt
Organism: Paramecium sonneborni
Lineage: Eukaryota; Ciliophora; Oligohymenophorea; Peniculida; Parameciidae
Source: the annotation of a GenBank genome assembly
AUGUUAUAAGAAACUUUUAAUAAAAAUUACUAAUUACGCAUUCGCAAAUCCUUACCCAAAUAACUGCCUAAACCAUCUUUUGUUCCUAUUAUUGAAAGAAAUUAUCAACUCUCUAAGAUAAAUCAAAAUUACUAAUUUCCUAGAAAUGAUACUUCCUUAGAUUCUUGUGAUGAAAUGGAAAUUUAUGGUGUUUAUGAUCUAAAUUAGUAAAACAACAAGAAAAUUAAAUUUAAUAAACAUCUUAGUGUUUUAGAUGUUUAAAUUCCUAUCUAAAAAAGAAGACUUAAAACAUUACAUGAAGAUAACCCAAAAUAAAUCAAUUUAUCUCUAAAUAUACAAAGAAUCAAAACAGAGGUGUCUUAAGAUAAUAUCUCUAUUAAAUUGCCAUCUCUUAAAUUUAGAUCUAAAAAGAAUGUGUUAUAACUCAGAUCAAUUUCAAAUACAAUUUGCCAUCAGUGA